AUGAGUGGUCUCAGUCAUUACUGUGAUCUGAGGCUGGAUACAAAUUUGACAGCCAAGGGCAUUGCUUCUUGGGUUGAUGAAAACAAGCCCCCUGGAUGGAUACACGGAAACAUCAGUCAGCCACAUGGAGACAUUACUUAUAGCCCAGAGCACAACAUCUACACCUUUAACAAGGAGACUGGUCAUGUUCAAAGAAGACAGGUGGAACAGCAGCAAAGGCAGAGCUUUCUCCUAAAACAAAUUGUGCACCAACUAAAUCCUUCCAAAUCACCAAACUCACUCAACAACAGUCUGUUUGAAGAUUCACAGUGGAUAGGGAUGCACAAGGUCCAAGCAAAGCGAAGAUCUUUUCUUCAAAGCUUCUGCAAAAAGUACAAUGGCAACCUACAACCCACGACUAAUCUCAGCCAGAUGGUAUCCCGAAUAUACGUGGAGGAGAAACACAAAAUUCUGUACUGUGAGGUUCCUAAAGCAGGCUGUUCUAACUGGAAGAGAACACUGAUGGUUCUGAGUGGUCUUGCUCCUUCAAUAGAUAAGAUCUCCCAUAAUGCAGUGCAUUAUGGGAAGCACCUCCAUAAACUGGACAACUUUGAUGUUAAAGGUAUCUACGAGCGCCUUGACUCUUUCACCAAAGUCAUUGUAGUCAGGAACCCAAUGGAAAGACUGGUGUCUGCCUUCCGGGACAAAUUUGAGCACCCAAAUAAUUACUACCACCCUGUUUUUGGAAAAGCUAUUAUUAAGAUGUACAGAAAGAAUGCCACCCAAGAAGCUUUGACCACCGGGUCAGGGGUUACAUUUAAAGAAUUUGUGCAGUAUCUGUUGGACUCCCAGCGUCCAAUGGGUAUGGAUAUUCACUGGGAGACAGUCAAUAACCUAUGUUUUCCCUGCAUAAUAAAUUAUGAUUUUAUUGGGAAAUUUGAGACACUUGAAGAAGAUGCCAACCACUUCUUAAGAUUAAUAGGGGCUCCAGAGGAUCUAAAGUUUCCUGCUUUUAAAGACAGACAUUCAACUGAUGAAAGGACUACAUCUUCAGUAGUUAACCACUACAUGCUACAACUGUCCCCUGCAGAAAGACAACUGACCCAUAACUUCUAUCUUUUGGACUACCUAUUGUUUAAUUAUACAAGGCUUUGGGUAUAAUCAAAACAGCACUGUUUUAUUGUAAUUGUUUCAUGUAUUUUGCGACACUUUUUUCGCAAUACCUCUACCAAAAUCGUUUGAACACCCAUGAGUAAAUACUCCUGUGUCUGCUUCAAGCAGUACAGGGCUACAUAGC
Messenger RNA from Polyodon spathula (Mississippi paddlefish), 1276 nucleotides. Its product is annotated as carbohydrate sulfotransferase 9-like. Bases 1 to 1140 code for a protein of 379 amino acids. Gene Ontology annotation, molecular function: sulfotransferase activity. The record is from RefSeq and is a predicted model, not a curated record. Gene Ontology annotation, biological process: carbohydrate biosynthetic process; proteoglycan biosynthetic process. Gene Ontology annotation, cellular component: membrane. NCBI's taxonomy places the organism in Eukaryota, Metazoa, Chordata, Actinopteri, Acipenseriformes, Polyodontidae. The transcript has 3 exons.